CCUUCGCCCUCUUCAUCCCUCAACAGCCUUAAUCAUCUCAAUGGUCUCAAGAGCUCCCCAUCCCCCACAGGUGCCCGUCAGCAGCGGCGCAUGACCACCUCUGCUCUCCCUCCCCCGUCCUCCCUCGGCUUGCCAGAGCCUGUCUACGGCCACCCAGGCCAUGUCUCUCCCACUCCUGGCUCUCCUCGUUCAUCCUCACCCCUCCGCAACGAGGUCAGACCAAACAGGGUCCCUCCUCCGUCUGCCGCGAGGCGCAAUUCUGAAGAAAGCCGUUCGGGUUCCGAAGACCCUGACGGUUCUGAUAACGAACUCUACGACAAUCGCCCCAACUGGGCUCGAGGUGCUACCUCCCCUGCUGUUACUCAAUUCGCACAGAACAUCGCCCAGCGCGUUGGCUCCUUCAUGAGCCCUACCUCAUCUAAUCGCGGUCUCCCUUCAGACGCCGAGUUGGAAGCAGAAGCGCUCAAAGAGCGUGAGAGAAGCAGGCGCGAGGCAGAACUGAUUCUGACACGUGAAGCCGACCAUAGGCGCAUGAUGGAAGAGCGCGUGUUCGCAAUGAUGCACGAUUCUCCGAACUCCGACAGCUUCAUGCGUCCGCCCGACCGUUCUCAGACGCUUCCCAAUCCUCCCUCGCCCGCCAACUCCCAGAAAGAGGGCAGCCCCGGCUGGUGGGCCAACGCAAAAUCUCGCUUGACUCCUACCAAAGAAAAGGACGUUACCCCAGCCCAGCAGCUCAUCAAGGAAACCAAGCAACGCGACAAGGUGAAAGAGAAGGAGGCGAAGAAGAAGGGCAAGGAAAGGGAGAGAGACAGGAGUCCCGGCCACCUCAACCUCAGCAUUCCUCAGACGUCCUCACCACGUACAUCGAUGUCUAGCGCAGGCUCCCCCGUCACCCCAUCGCACUCGCCAUCGCGGCCGAACGUGGCUGGGACGGGCAUGAUGACGCCAGUGAAUCUAUCGCCCCGGCCAUCUCCAGCUACCGCCAACGGAUCUCCUAUCUCGCUUCGGCGUUCCCCGGCCCGUGCCGGAACUUCUCCGUCACGGGAGGCUCCACCUCUUUACACCUCCUUCACGUCCAGCGGCACCCUUGAUGUUCCGGGAACCGUUCUUCUCAUCGCGAAGCGAUUCGAGAAGCUCGAGCGAUGGAGCGUUAGCCACGUCCGCGCGCUCGAGGAACGCAUGGGCGACGUCGAGCGAUGGCUCGUUGAGCGCGAGAGCGAGAAGGAAAAGUCCACAGGAGAGGCCAAUGGCACCGACAAGAUCGUCUCCCGCGGCAGGUCGCUCUCCCGCUCUCCUGCGCGCGACUCUGCCCAGCUCAAGGCUCUGCGGGAGGAGAUCACCGAGCUGCAGUCCCGCAUGGGCGAGAUGGGCCGCGAAAUGGCCCGCCUGGCCACUGCGCCCGUCAAUCUGUCGUCUACAUCCGCCGCGCGUGCCACGCCCGUGGCUUCUAGCGCGCCACAGACAGACUCCAAUAUUGUCUCCUCCCACGGCUCUUCCUUCUCGGCUACUGCUGCCACCACCGGCCACGGGGCCACGACCACUGUCAGCACCAACACUGCUAACAGCACCAACGCUGGGGACGUCGCUGCACAUCCGAAGAGCGCCGCCGCCGAGAUUGGCAUGGGCUUCGCCACAGGCGCGUCGACAGGCAACGGAGGCUUCCACAACAACAACAGCACGCCGCGCCGCACGCCCUCGCUCACCGCGCGCGAGUCGACGUCCCCGCCGCUCGCAGCGCGCAUGGGCGCGCCCACCGCACUGGGCAGACACAGCACGGGCACGCGUCUGCCAUACCCGACGGGCGACUACGCGAGCCCCGAGAACAGCGGGAUCAUGUCGCCGCCGCUGGGGAGCAGCCCGCCGGGGAGUCCGCCGCCGUCGACGCGGAGCAGGACGCGGCCGGUGUCGCUGAUCUCGGGUUUGCCGAGCACGACGAGCCCGCUUGAUUUUGGGAGCGGGCAUAGUCCGGUUGGGACGCCUGGGGCGCCGCAGCAGCAGCCGUCGGUGUUUAGUCAGGCGUCGUCGACGACGUCGAUUGCGGCGGUGUCGCCGCUGAGCGCGCCUGUUGACCGCGCUGUUUCUCCGACGGGGCUGCCUGUGCCCCGCCAGGCGGGGCGCCCGCGCACGAGUGUGUCGCCGACUCCGGUGGGCGGGCGCAAGCGGUACACUGUUGCGCUCGGCGGGCCGCUUACGGCGCCGGACAGCAGCGACGACCAUGAUAGCGGCGACGGCGAUGGUUAUGGUGAUGGUGACCGCGACGAUGACCGCGACGCCGACAACGACGCGGGCGGGCAGGCGACGCUGGGCCGUACGGCGGCUAAGCGGGCUGCGCUCGUGUCGAAGAUGUCGUAUCCCGGCAUCGGCUCUAGUGUCAGCAUUAGCGCUAGUGCGAGUGGGACCGGGUCGAAUACGACGUCGAAUGCGGGCUCAGUGGGCUCGAACGGGGGCGGCGGUGCACAUAUCUACAAUAACGGAUCGACGACGAGCGUGAGCAGCACCGCGAGCAACGGCGGGCGCGCCGGGGGCAGCCCGACGAGCCCGACGCGGCGAUCGCCGCCGAAUAGGAAGGCGAGGGCGCAGUCGGUGUAUGGUUCUAUUGGGGACUACAAGACCGAGGCUCCUUCUGGUGGUGGUGCUGGGUCGAAGGUCGGGGCCGGGAACGUUGGUGCUGGUGCCGGUGUAGGCGCGAACGGAAACGGGAGCAAGCAGAAGCUGCGUGCGCAGAGUAUCGAUUUUAGGACGCAGUCGUUGGAUAAUCUGCGGCUGGACACGGGCGAGGGGCGGUUCGUAGAUCCGCUCGUGCUGCGGCGCCAGCAGGAG
Messenger RNA from Coniophora puteana RWD-64-598 SS2, 2820 nucleotides. RefSeq lists its product as uncharacterized. The annotation marks the transcript as partial. The record is from RefSeq and is a predicted model, not a curated record. The transcript has 2 exons. Lineage: Eukaryota; Fungi; Basidiomycota; Agaricomycetes; Boletales; Coniophoraceae.